Messenger RNA from Zea mays, 1365 nucleotides. RefSeq names its product putative 3,4-dihydroxy-2-butanone kinase. Gene Ontology annotation, molecular function: glycerone kinase activity. Gene Ontology annotation, biological process: glycerol catabolic process. Bases 1 to 1365 code for a protein of 454 amino acids. Gene Ontology annotation, cellular component: cytosol. The transcript has 3 exons. NCBI's taxonomy places the organism in Eukaryota, Viridiplantae, Streptophyta, Magnoliopsida, Poales, Poaceae. The record is from RefSeq and is a predicted model, not a curated record.
AUGGCGUGGCCGAGCCUCGAAGAUCCGAUGGCGCAGCUGAUGGCGAAAAUCGAGGAAGGAAAUCGAGGGAUUCAUCGGUGUAUGGACUCGAUGCAGUCUGCUAUGGAGAAGAUGGAGAUCACGCUCAAGGUGGAAGAUGUGGUGACCGAGUUCAUCAAUGGGUUGGUGGAUAUUUACCCAGAUCUGCAGUACCUCGAAGAGUUCCCUCAGAUUAAGGUCGUUCAUCGUGUUGAGGUCGAGCACAGUUCCUAUGACAAAGUUGCAGUCAUCUCAGGUGGUCAAAGUGGCCAUGAACCUGCCCAUGCUGGAUUUGUUGGUCCUGGAAUGCUGACCGCUGCUGUCUCUAGAGAGGUCUUCACUUCUCUACCUGUUGAUUCUAUUUUAGCCAUUGUUCGAGCUGUAACUGGUUCCAAGGGGUGCUACACAGAUGCAAAGAUGUCUCUCGACGAGGGUUUUAAGCAGGCAAAAUCUGAAGGCUAUAAUAUGGAGAUGGUCGUUGCUGGAGCUGGUUGUGCUUUUUCCCCACCUAGAGGAAUAGCAGGUAGAAGAGGUUCAGCUAGAACAGUUAUUGUGCAUAAAGUUGCUGAAGAAGCAAAACCUGCAUCUGAAGUUGACGUUACGAUGGGAGUUGCACUUUCUGUUUGCACAUUGCCAAAGCAAGUUACUUCUGGGAGUUUGGGUCAAAGGCAACUGGAGCUUGGCCUUAGAAUCCAUGGAGAACUUGGUGUUGCUGUUGUUGAACUCCAGUCAGUUGAUAUAGUAGCAGAACAUGUUCUUAAGCAGAUAGUGUCACGAGAAACUCAGUAUCUUCCUAACACAAGGGGUUGCAAUGAUGUUCUCCUAGUGAAUGGAUUAGGCGCCACUCCUAUCAUGGAACUUAUGAUUGCAGCAUUUCCUGAGUUGCAAUUGGUGUAUGACAUUGCUAUUGACAGGGUCUACAUUGGCACAUUAUUGACAUCACUGGAUAUGGCAGGAUUAUCCAUUACCGUUAUGAAGUCUGACCAAAGUAUUUUGAGGAGACUUGAUGUUCUCACUAAAGCUCUAGCUUGGCCUGUUGGUUAUGAAGGAACUCGUCCACCAGCAAAGCUUCAUGUUCCUCUAGCACCAUCACCAUCAAUGAAGGAUGACGAGAUUCUUGCUCCAUCUCAAGAGCUGAGCAAGCAGUUCCUGAUGUUUCAUAUGCACCAGCAAAGUUUUCCAUGUGCACCAACUUGGGGACAAGUUGGAUCUCUAGGAGGGGGAAAUGUCAGCAGCUCUAGGUGCUAUACAAAAGUUAAGGAUGGUAGCUCCGGAUGUUCUACGAAAGCCAAGCCAUGCAAGACGAGGAGAAGCAGGCUUCUGAAGCUGUUGAAGGAGGGAAGCUGA